UAGCUACGCUCUGCCUUGCCGUCAAGUCGCCUGCCGCACACGUGAAGACGCUUCGACUCACAAUGCAUGAAGACCGCCACGGCAGGCUCGGUCUUGGCUGCCACGACGGUGUGGUAGACCUGCUCGUCCCGGGCUCGCCAGCCGCAGAUGUGCUGCAGCUUGGUGACCGGGUGCUGCGAUGGAAUGGCGUCGAGAUGCACGAUGCCAAGACGGGAUCGUGGAAGCUUCUGCGAGACGUGAUACGGCCGUCGGAUUCCCACAGCGUUGUGGUGGAGCGACGGCUCGUUCCGGGCCUCCGGGCCGCAGAGCGCGACGCGCGGGGAGGCGGCGAACUGCGCGCGCCGGCAUCUCCACCAUUCGCAGCGCUGCUCGAAGACAUACACGCGUCGGGAGGGUUUGUGGGACCCAUCGUUGACAGCGUCAGCAGCGAUGGCCUGCGGGGCCUCAGCGUCAGCCGCGCCGUGGAGGCUGGCGCGCCGCUCCUGGCACUGCCUCCGGGCUCGUACCUGAGCGCUGCGUCCGACGAGUCUGCCGACGAGUCGGAGCUGCCGCUCGACCCGCCGCUGAAGCUCUUCGAGCGGCUCAUUCUCCGGACGCUGCGUGCGCGCGCCUCGGGUGCGCUGCCGUCUUACAUGGCGACGCUCCCCCAGUCGGUGGACCUGCUGCGCGACUGGUCCGACGACGAGCUCGCGCAGCUGCAGAGCGCGUCACUGCACGCGGCGGCGCUGUCGCAGCGCCAGCACCUUGGCAACACGUGCCGCCGUCUCCUGCCUCUCCUCGCGGCCUCGGAGCGGAGUCCUGCGAGCGACGCCGAGCGGCUCGAGGUGCUCGCUUGGGCGGAGUCGAUCGUCCGCUCGCGCGCACUUUCGAUCGCCGACCUAGCAACCAGCAGCCCCGAGCGGAUGCUGCUCCUCCUAGCGUUUGACUUGUGCAACCACCGCUCUCGUGUUCCCGCAAAGCGCCAGGCGACUUGUUCCAACCAGG
Molecule: messenger RNA, 984 nt
Organism: Emiliania huxleyi CCMP1516
Lineage: Eukaryota; Haptophyta; Isochrysidales; Noelaerhabdaceae
Exons: 2
Biological process (GO): peptidyl-lysine monomethylation
Molecular function (GO): protein binding; protein-lysine N-methyltransferase activity
Source: RefSeq, a predicted model, not a curated record